Molecule: messenger RNA, 711 nt
Organism: Capronia epimyces CBS 606.96
Lineage: Eukaryota; Fungi; Ascomycota; Eurotiomycetes; Chaetothyriales; Herpotrichiellaceae
Exons: 2
Coding region: 1-711 (236 amino acids)
Biological process (GO): mitochondrial protein processing; mitochondrial proton-transporting ATP synthase complex assembly
Cellular component (GO): extrinsic component of mitochondrial inner membrane
Molecular function (GO): metalloendopeptidase activity
Source: RefSeq, a predicted model, not a curated record
AUGGCCGAUCCGAAAGAAUCCCAAGGCACGCCUAACACUGGCUCCGAUUUCCUUCCCAGCGACUCCCUGACUGCGCGGUUCAAGAACUUCUAUCGAAUGGCCACUGGCAAAAUGUCCCCGGAAGGACAGAAAUUAUACUGGGAGGAUGCCGACCACCGCUACAGCGAGAUUGACUGCAAACGCUGCGAGAAGCAACGAGACUAUCUGCUUAAAUUUUCGCCAGCAGUAAGGUACAUGAACGAGAACAUCAAAAAGCUGGGCGGGGAUCUUGGACCACAUAACAUCCGGUGCCGGACUUGCAAGACCGGUCAGCUGGGAGGAUUCGAUCACAAGUAUGGCAUCAUGAUAUGCGCGAACUGGGUAGAGAAACAGAGCAUAUUGGAAGACGUUUUGACUCAUGAGAUGGUCCAUGCCUACGACCAUCUACGGUUCAAAACGAAUCUAAGCCCAGAGGACGACUUGCGACAUGCUGCAUGCUCAGAGAUUAGAGCAAGCAAUCUCAGCGGAGAAUGUCGAUGGUCCAACGAGUUCUUCCGAAAUCGAGUCCUUUCCUUCACCAACCACCACCAGGAUUGUGUUCGACGAAGAGCUAUCCUGUCGGUUAGGUCGAGACCAAACUGCAAAGACGAUGUCCAUGCGGCCAAGGUUGUCAACGAGGUGUGGGACAGUUGUUUCAGAGAUACAAGACCUUUCGAUGAGAUAUAUCGGUGA